AUGAAAGAGGUAAAAAAGCAGGAAAAAUAUGCGGGAGGCUCAUCACCUGUUCUGGUCGAGGAAAAUAUAAGCAGCACAAAUGCAGAUGUAAUAAAAAUGAAAAAUCAUGAGGCGAGAAACCAAAUUAUUUCUUACAAUGUUAGUAUUGUUGCCAAUCGGAUUCCUUUGCAACAAAUGGCGAGUGAGGCAGCAAUUGACUUGAACGCAUUUCGUUUCGGAUCACAAUUUCAAGGGUUAAUGAUGAGAAAUCACUCACAGAUUGUGCGUGUUAAAGCAACCGUAGCUCAGUUCUUGUUUCACUGCAAUGCAAUCAAGUCGAAAACAAAAAGAGGGUUCUUGAGAGAUGAAGACAUUCAGUCAGCAUAA
Messenger RNA from Clunio marinus, 366 nucleotides. Lineage: Eukaryota; Metazoa; Arthropoda; Insecta; Diptera; Chironomidae. The record is from the annotation of a GenBank genome assembly.